This is a messenger RNA of Trichoderma aggressivum f. europaeum, 585 nucleotides long. RefSeq lists its product as uncharacterized. NCBI's taxonomy places the organism in Eukaryota, Fungi, Ascomycota, Sordariomycetes, Hypocreales, Hypocreaceae. The transcript has a single exon. The record is from RefSeq and is a predicted model, not a curated record. Bases 1 to 585 code for a protein of 194 amino acids.
AUGGGGAGCUACACCGCUGCUCCCCCUCUCAUCGUCGAAAUCGAGUCAAAGUCCGAAGCCAUUCCUGAACCGCCACCACCACCAAUACAACCACCGAUUCCGGCCUUGUUCGAUUCUCGGCGCCCUCCCAGGAUUCCGACACCAGAAGAGCUAAAACGCAAGGCUCUGUGGGUUGCGUUUCUGAAACAACGCUCCUCUGCCCCUGUUUCUGCUGGCUUCGUCCGUCCCACUGGCGCCGAAAACAAUCUCGCGAAUGAAGAUUAUACAAAUACCUUUCUCUCACACGUGCGACUGUUUAUUUUUGCAGAGUGCUAUGGUAUUGCAGCGCUAAUGACGCACUCUCUCAACGGGCUGCAUUGGACGCUGGAGAAUUUUACGGUGCAUCAAGAGAGGGUCGAUGAUGUAGUCACGCUGGUGGAAUACUGCUAUGAGAAUCUGGCUCCGGAACCAUUGAGAAAUCUCGUCACUCUGUACGCGGCUUGUAAGAUUGACAAGUUAUGGAAGAGCGACAAGUUCUGCGCGCUUGUGGAGGCGCAUAGCGAACUGUCGAUGGCUUUGCUUGGAUUGAUGGUGAAUGAGUUGUAG